CUAUCGAUGGCUGCCGAUAAAUGAAACAUACAACAAAAAUCAACAAAACCGAAAAGAAAGCAUAAAACAGAAAAUAUUAACUACAGUUUUUUAAAAACAACUUUUUUGUUAACUUUACUACUUAAGCCACAAUAUAGUGUGAUAUAAAUAGCAUUCCCUAAAAUAUAAGCAAAUUAGAAACCAAAGAAACGCCCACACGUUUUAGAAAAGAUUAAUCAUGGACAUCUCAAAGGCACCAAAUCCACGAAAACUGGAGCUUUGUCGUAAAUAUUUCUUUGCUGGAUUCGCCUUUUUGCCCUUUGUAUGGGCCAUCAACGUUUGUUGGUUUUUUCAAGAAGCCUUCCAUAAGCCCCCAUAUCCGGAACAAAGCCAGAUAAAGAAAUUUGUUAUAUUCUCCGCGGUGGGAACCUUGUUCUGGCUUAUAGUACUCAGUGCUUGGAUAGUGAUAUUCCAGACGAAUCGCACAGCUUGGGGCGCCACAGCAGACUAUAUGAGCUUUAUCAUACCACUGGGCAGUGCAUAACAAAGAACCCUAGCAAUAACUAACUUAUGAUAUUAAAAAAAAAGACUUAAUCCCAACCACAAGUAACAUGUAUGAUUAAUUGAUCAAAUAUUCCAAUAUAACGAA
Molecule: messenger RNA, 628 nt
Organism: Drosophila gunungcola (fruit fly)
Lineage: Eukaryota; Metazoa; Arthropoda; Insecta; Diptera; Drosophilidae
Gene: pen-2
Product: gamma-secretase subunit pen-2
Exons: 3
Coding region: 218-523 (101 amino acids)
Biological process (GO): Notch receptor processing
Cellular component (GO): gamma-secretase complex
Source: RefSeq, a predicted model, not a curated record